AUGGUUCUGGUGCAAGACUCAGCAGGCCCACGAGCAGCCAGGCUCAUCAAGCUCUUCUGGGCUGUUACCAAAGGAGAGCAGCAGAUCACCAACUCUCAUUCAGCCAAUCUCUUUCUGCAAGCCUGUAAGAUCUUCAGCGACAAGAACACAGCUGUCAAAUGUGUUGAAGUCUUGAUCUCCAACCCCUCCGGCAUCCCGGCUCUAGAAAGAGCUGCACGUGCCGAUUUGAGCCCUGGAUUCAUCAAUUCGACCACCCUGCCUUUUAUGAACACACUCUCGGAUGACGGCGUUGCAUCAGUCAACAAUGGCGCAUUCCUUCGUCAACUCCUGUCUGCAAUCUUGGAGCCCUCUACGUUCUGGACCGCAUCUAUGGACGCAUACAGCAAUGGCAGUCUAGACAACAUAGGGCUUGAAGCGUUUGCCUGGCUGUGCUUGCGGAUCGUAUCUGAUCAGAGCGGCUUUAAUGCACACAAGCUUGCUGUUGAUCAAAUGAUGGAACGCCAAUCCCUUCUCAAGUCCAAAUCGCCUGAAGUCAGGAAGAUUGGUUAUCGCAUUGAGAAGCUCAUCAAGAUCUUUUCCCAACCAGGAGCUGCAACAAACGGCGUCACUGCCGGAGGGCGCCAUGACAAUGAUCACAUCAACUUCCGACAGAUCUCUAUCUACCCUACCCGUGACGAACUGUCGUCUACCGAUCCUCCGUAUCUGCAACGUCUUGGAGAAGUCUUUGACACACCAAUGGAUACGCGAAGCCAGCAGUACCGUGACUGGAUGUUCCGCUUACUCCGGGAAGACAUGCUCUCCGAGCUUCGAGAGGACCUCCAGGCUGCUAUGGGCCAAAAGAAGCGCAGACGUCGACCGCUGAUCCUCAGCCAGAUGAAACUUGUUGAUAACAAUUGCGACGGCACGACCAACCCAAACAUCCCCCCAUACACCAUUCUAGUGGCCUGUAGCCGAGGUGUGAAUUUCCCUCCCAAUAUCCGCCAAGCAUACAAGCGAGACUUUAUCGUCAACUCAAAGAACUUUAUGAAGCAUGACUCUUUCGGCGCGCUCUGCUGUGGUGACAAAAUCAUUGCAUUUGGAUCACUCUUCUGCCGGAACAUUGACUGCCUUCUGCAGUCGCCACCUAUUGUCGGAUUCAGAUUCACCGACGAGUAUGGCCUCGAGUCUGCUCUGACGGCCUUGGCAAACAAACCGGAAGACCAACUGAAGUUUCUGCUUGUAGACACUGCUACGUUUGCUUACGAGCCAAUCCUCAAGAGAUUGAAGACUAUUGCGGACAUUCCUCUUGAGGCUCAAUUGAUCGACUCGGACCAGCCGUCGCUCGACAACCCGAAGUCCGCGAAGCUGUAUGACCUGCUCAAUGGCUUCCAGGCAGGCUAUGAGGCUGGGAUUAGCGUCAGAAUGCCUUCAAGCUUGAAGCUUAAGAAGGACAUCUACCUCCAAGAUGCUCAGCUCAAGUCCUUCAUCCACGGAUUGAGUACCGAUGUGGCUUUGAUCCAAGGUCCACCUGGCACUGGCAAAUCAUUCCUCGGUGCACUUAUUCUCUUGGCUAUACUGCGUCUCACCGACUCUCGCAUUCUCGUGUUAAGCUACACAAAUCAUGCUCUUGAUCAAUUCUUGGAAGAUCUCAUGGAUAUUGGCGUUAGUUCGGAUCAAAUUGUCCGUCUCGGGUCCAAAUUUACCGAAGCCACCAAGCCCACACGUUUACGGGAGUACGAUGGUCAAAAGAGAUACUGGUUGACUAUGGAGGAGAGGAAUAUCCUCAGUACUCUACGGAAUGAUGAGACAUCACUCGAGACGCAGAUACAAGAGCACAGUAAGAAGCUUGCAGGGCAUGGUGCUCAACCCGCCGAUAUCCUUGAGUACCUUGAGUUCUCCGACGGGUUCACAUCGGCGUGGUCCGCAUUCCAGGUUGUUGAUGACGAUGGAUUCCAGACGGCUGAUGCGAAGGGCAAGGUAAGUGGGUCUGAAACAAUCUACCAGUAUUGGCUUCGCAACGGCGAUGUUGACAAGAUGGGCAACCUGGGCGCCUCAUUGGAAGACUCUGCACGCAGGAUUUGGGACCUGUCGCAUGACUCAAGAAAGGACUUGCAUGACGAAUGGUCUGCGAAAGUCCGACAGGAGCAAAUCGUCAGCUUUGUCGACCUCAAUAAGAGAUAUGGAGAUGUCAAGGCCAGAGUCAAGAGUAUACUUGACGAGCGCGGCAGGAGAGUGCUUCAAGACAAGCGAAUCAUCGGAAGUACGACCACCGCUGCAGCAAUGUACCAGUCUAUAAUUGAAACGGCUAACCCCGAUGUUAUCCUUGUCGAAGAGGCUGGAGAAAUUCUCGAGGCACAUAUCGUCACUGCUAUGAGCGCCUCAGUCAAACAGCUCAUUCUUAUCGGCGACCACAAGCAGCUGAGACCGAAAGUCAACAAUUACGCCUUGACCAAAGAAAAGGGUGAAGGUUAUGAUCUGAACGUGUCACUCUUCGAAAGACUUGUUACGCAAGGCCGUCAUUUCACAGCACUUGAGGAGCAGCAUCGCAGUCACUCCGACAUAUCACAAUAUACUCGUAUGUUGGCAUAUCCCGAGUUGAAGGACGCACCUUCCACCCUAGAACGUGGCCCUAUUCGAGGGCUUGAGAACCGAGUCACUUUCGUUCAUCACGAAAAGCCCGAGGAUACCAUGAACGAUGUGAGCGAGCGCCGAGACCCUACCACCAAAUCUAGCAAAAGGAACCGUCAUGAAGCUUUGAUGGUACUCAAGACUGUCCGUUUUCUUUCGCAAAAUGGGUACAAGACCGAGAACAUGGUAGUUCUUACACCAUACCUCGGGCAACUGUCACUACUGAGGGAGAUCCUUCGCGAAGACCAUGAUCCUGUGCUAAGCGACCUCGAUUCGCAUGACUUGGUGCAAGCUGGACUUGUCACGCCAGCAGCAGCCAAGGUCAACAAGAAAUCGCUACGUUUGUCUACUAUAGAUAAUUACCAAGGAGAAGAAUGCGACAUUGUCAUUGUGUCACUGACACGCAGUAAUGACUCUGGAGAUAUCGGCUUCCUACAAGCUCGCGAGCGCCUUGUUGUGCUACUUUCCCGAGCACGAGAUGGUAUGGUCCUUUUCGGCAACAUGGAGACAUUCAUGAAGAGUAAGAACGGAGGCGAGAUGUGGACGCAGUAUUUUGACGCGCUCAAGAGAAACGGUUGCGUGUUCAAUGGUCUCCCUGUUCAUUGUGAGCGACAUCCGGAAACCUCAAUGCUACUGAAGACCCCUCAAGACUUUGACAUUAUGUGCCCUGAUGGAGGGUGCGCUGAACCUUGUGGCACUGUGCUGAGCUGUGGGAAACACUUUUGCAACCGACGUUGUCAUCGGGUGCAAGACCAUUCAAAUGUUGGAUGCGUCGAGAAGGUUGACAGAACGUGUGCGAGGGGCCAUAAGUCAAAGGUGCCUUGCGGAGAUAAGUCCAAAUCCUGCAUCACGUGUACCAAGGAGGACGAAGACAAUCGUCGCCGCAUCGAGCGGAACCUGGACCUCGAGCGAAAGCGUGCAGAGAAGCAGGAUCAGUACCGGAAGGAGUUACAAGAGAUCGAAGACGAGAUCGACCAUCACCGAAGAACGAUGAAGUUUGAGACUGAAGAAAGAGAACAGGCGGACGAAUUGCAGCGGAAGAAGGAAGAGCUUGAGGCUUUGCGUCAAGCCAAGGCCAACAAGGCCAAGAUGGAAUCAUCUCAGACGAACCAACCACCGCCUGAGGACUCGAUACCCCAGUUCGACAUCAUAUCAAAUGCCGCUUCCGAGUGGAAGCACAUGAAAGACGUUGAGGGUGCCCGAAAUGCCGCUUUGGACAGGCUUAUGGGGAUGAUUGGCCUGGAAUCAGUUAAAGACCAGAUGCUGUCCAUUAAAUCGGCAAUUGACACCAAAAUACGCCAAAGGUUCUCGCUGGGUGACGAGCGAUGGAGUUGCAAGACUACAGUAGCAAGGAUCUAUGCCGAGUUCCUGACCACGGUUGGAGCGAUCCCAGGAACGCGCUUCAAAGAGGUAUCGGGCGCAAAGCUUGCCAACAUUGGCGUAACUGGCUGCGAGAAGCUUCUAGAGAAGAUAAAGGGAGAUGGUGGAGGCUGUCUCUUCAUAGAUGAAGCAUAUCAAUUGUCAUCCGGCAAUAGCCCUGGUGGAAAGGCAGUCCUGGACUUCCUGUUGGCAGAGGUCGAAAACUCACGAGGGAAAAUUGUCUUUGUCUUGGCUGGCUACAGAAAUGAGAUGGAGUCGUUCUUCGCCCACAACCCCGGUAUCCCCAGUCGAUUUCCCAUCGAGAUGAAAUUUGAGGACUACACAGAUGAUGAACUCCUUCAGAUCCUUCAGUUGCAAACCCACCGCAAGUUCAAAGGAACGAUGAAGGUUGAACAAGGCAACGACGGACUGUUCUGUCGCAUUGUUGCACGACGAGUCGGCCAUGGUCGUGGAAGAAAUGGUUUCGGCAACGCACGAGCAGUUGAGAAUUACCUCCAAGUCAUCACCAACAGACAAGCCACACGUCUUCGAAGAGUCCGCCGAUCCGGCGCAGAACCAGACGAUUUCUUGCUCACUCAAGAAGAUCUAAUCGGCCCCGAGCCGUCCGCAGCGUUGGCCAAAAGCAAUGCGUACCGAGACCUCAGCUCAAUGAUUGGCCUGAAAGAGGUUAAAGACGCGCUGAAGGUACUUAUGGACACACUCAAGACGAACUACCAUCGCGAGCUUGAAGAGAAACCCUUGGUUGAGUUCUCACUUAACAAGGUCUUUUUGGGAUCACCAGGAACUGGCAAAACGACCAUCGCGAAGCUUUAUGGUCUGGUACUCAAAGACCUAGGGCUCUUGUCCAACGGAGAGCUCAUUGUCAAGAACCCAGCUGACUUUGUUGGUCAACAUAUCGGCAGCUCCGAAGCUCAGACAAAGGCUAUACUGGCGUCAACGGUCGGAAAGGUCCUUGUGAUCGAUGAAGCCUAUGGGCUGUUCAGUGGCAGGGCUGAUGGCUCCAGUAUGAAUCAGUUCAAGACAGCCGUGAUCGAUACCAUUGUGGGUGAGGUACAAAGCGUUCCCGGUGAAGACAGAUGUGUCCUACUUCUUGGGUACAAAGACAAAAUGGAAGAGAUGUUCCAGAACGUCAAUCCUGGCCUGGCUAGACGUUUUCCCAUUGCAUCUGCCUUUGUCUUUGAAGACUUUGAUCAAGAGGAAUUGGCCAAGAUUCUCGAUAUGAAGCUUGGAAAGUCAGGAUUCAAGGCAACAGAAAGAGGCAAGUCUGUCGCUUUGGAGGUUCUCAACCGUGCGAGAAACCGACCCAACUUCGGAAACGCGGGUGAGAUCGAUAUACUGCUUGGCAGAGCACAGGUGAGCCACCAGCAGCGCGUCUCGUCAGGUCGGAUCAAGCGCCAUGGUACUUUAGAGGCAAUUGACUUUGAUGAAGAUUACGACCGAGCCGAGAAGGGGACCGAUGUUGCGAAGCUUUUUGCAGGAGAUAUCGGGCGCGACCAUCUUGUAUCAAUCCUCGAAGGCUAUCAGAAGCGCGUACGAGAAGCGAAACAGCUUGAAGUUGAUCCGGAAAUACCCUUCAACUUUUUAUUUCGUGGCCCACCUGGAACAGGCAAGACCACAGCAGCGCGCAAAAUGGGCAAGGUGUAUUACGACAUGGGUUUCCUGGCUAGCACAGAGGUCCUCGAAGUGUCUGCUACUGACAUGAUCGGUCAAUACGUCGGGCAUACAGGGCCAAAGGUGCAAAAGCUUCUCGAAAAGGCGAUGGGCCGUGUGCUUUUCAUUGAUGAAGCUUAUCGGCUUGCGCCGACUAAACAUGGAUCGUUUGCACAGGAGGCGAUUGACGAGUUGGUAGAUUGCGUCACAAAGCCUAAGUACCAAGGCAAGCUCAUCAUCAUCCUGGCUGGCUACGUACAAGACAUCAACAACUUGCUUGGUAUCAAUCCGGGCUUGUCGAGCCGGUUCCCGGAGAGUAUCGACUUUGACCCUUUGACUGUCGCAAGCUGCAUUCAUCUAUUGACGACUCAACUGCAAGCAAAGAAGGAUAAGAUUAAGGACAAGAAGUUUGUCGAUGUAUCCUGUCUGGAGAUCCUUGCGUCACCGUUCCUUCAAGCAUUGACUGUCAAAUUUGAGACUCUUUCUCAACAGGAAGGCUGGGCCAAUGCAAGAGACGUGAAGGAACUGGCCAAGAAGAUGUAUCACAAGCUCGACUUUUCUCCACCAACUCUGACGCUGACAGAGGACAUCGUUCUAUCCACUAUUGGCGAGAUGAUAUCUGAACGGUCCGGCAGGAUGAACAACAAGGCCAAGACCGCUACCAGAUCUCCCAAGGUACCGUUCAUGACACCUACCCCAACGAUGUCUGCACCCAAGUUCAAUUCAAGCUCGAACCCGAACCCGAAGAGCACAAAUGAAGAUGAUCAGGGGAAACCGGAAGAUGAAGAGUGCGAUGUCAACGAGGGAAGCGACCUUCGAGACGCUGGUGUGAGCGAUGAGGUAUGGGAACAACUUCAGAAGGACAAGAAGAAAGAGGCGCAAGACAAACAAGAUCUGGAACAUCUCAAGAAGGCCCAAAAUGACGCGAGUGAUGCCGAUAGGGAGAGGCUUGUGCGCCAGAUUUUGGCGGCGGAGGAUAAGCGCAAGAAGAUUGAAGAAGCGAAGGAGAAGUUGAAGCAGAUGGGUGUUUGCCCUGUCGGAUACCAUUGGAUUAAGCAAAGCGGGGGAUAUCGGUGUGCUGGAGGCUCGCAUUGGAUGAAUGAUGAGCAGGUAAACAAGAUGUAA
This is a messenger RNA of Fusarium coffeatum, 6762 nucleotides long. RefSeq lists its product as uncharacterized. The record is from RefSeq and is a predicted model, not a curated record. The transcript has 4 exons. NCBI's taxonomy places the organism in Eukaryota, Fungi, Ascomycota, Sordariomycetes, Hypocreales, Nectriaceae. The coding region runs from base 1 to 6762 and encodes 2253 amino acids. Gene Ontology annotation, molecular function: helicase activity; ATP hydrolysis activity; ATP binding.